AUGAUAAAACGAAUCUAUCAACAUAAAAUCCUUACGAUCAAACGUAUCUAUCAAAAUAAAAGCCUUACGAUUAAACGCAUCACAUUACUUUUCCUCUCCUUUUCCUCUUUUGACUUCAUUCUUUCUUCCUCGCUCUUUUUCCUUCUUUUUUCUUUGUUUUCUGUUUCAUUUCUCUUGUUAGUUUUUGUUUUUCUCUUUCCUCUUCGCUUGUCCGUUUUCUUUCUUUCUCCUUGCUUUUACUUUUGUAUUUUCCUUGCUUUAUUUCUUCUGCUUUUCUCGAUGUUUAUCCUUCUUUUUUUUUUCCUUUCACCAAUUUUUAUACUUUUUUUUCCCUGUUCUUCCUUGUUUGUGUUGCUUUUUCUUUGUUUUACUUUUCUCUUCCUUUUUUUUUUGUUAUUUUUCUUGCAUUUUUUCUUUUUUUUUUCUUUACUUGAUUUACUUUUUAUCUUUUAUCCUAGUUUUUUUUUUCUUCUUUUUUCUUGUUCCUACAUUCUUCGGGAUUUUCUUCCUUUCUCAUUGAUUUUCUUUUUCCCCCUAUUUCCUUCUUUUUUUUUCUUUAAAUUUCUUUUCUCUACCUUUUUUCUUUUUUCUUCCUUUCUCCAAUAUUUUCUUCUUUCUUCCUUUUCCUUUUCUUCCUUUUUUUAUUUCUUCUUCCUUCCUUCUUUGUUCUUGCUUCCACUUUCUCCUUCAAUUUCUUCCUUUCUCUUUUAUUCCAUUUUUCUUCCUUUCGCUAUCAUUUUCUUUUGUUUUUCAUAUUUUUUUACUUUUUCUUUAGAUUCUGUUUCUCCUCUUGGUUCAUCUUUUCUCCUUUUUUUCUUCAUUUUUUUUCUUCUUUAUAGUUGUAUUCCUUCUUCAUUUCUACUUUUUCCUUCUCCCUUUCUCUUUCUUUUUUCCUAUUUUCUUUCUCCUAAUUUUCAUCCUCUUCCUUUCGCCUUCUUUUCCUUUUUCUUCUUUUCGUCUUUCUUUUUCUUCUUUUCCUUUACAGCAUCUUCCAUAUUAAUAUCUUUUCAUCUUUCGGUUCGAAUCGCUUUAAAAUACUUUGAAUCUGUGGAUUCUUGGGAGCUCCUUACUCAACAUGAUGAAACUGCUGAAUCCUACUGGUAUUGGCUCUUAGCUGAUCGAUAUUAUUGGGUGCCUCUUGAUCCACACAAUAUCGCUGAAUCCCUGUUUGCCAUUGCGAACGUAAUCAGUUUCACGCGUGUUUCUUAUGUGCUGCCUGCCAAUGAACUGUUUGGACCGAUGCAAAUCUCACUUGCCAGAAUGAUUGGGGAUAUCUUGAAAUUUGCUGUGAUAAUAUGCGUAGUCAUUCUUGCCUUCAUGGUGGGCCUCUACAAUCUAUACUGGUACUACAGCAUCCGUUCCAAGGUGGAAAUCCAGGCGGGAGGGCAUGGAAUCCAUACAUCUGCUGAAAGAUACUUCAAAGAUUUAGACAACACGUUUCGGACGGUGUUCUGGUCACUGUUCGGCCGAGGCGAGCCAACUGUCGUUGAACUGCAAGGCUUCAACCAUUAUUUUACACAAAACGUUGGUUACUGGAUUUUCGGUGCCUACAACAUCAGCACAGUCAUAGUUUUGCUCAAUAUGCUUAUUGCAAUGAUGACGAGAUCCUUUGAAUGCAUUCAGACCGAGGCUGACACGGAGUGGAAGUUUGCCCGUAGUAAACUGUACAUGGAGUACAUCCGGGAAGACUGCACGCUGCCAGUGCCAUUCAAUAUUGUUCCAAGUUUCAAGUCCAUUUAUUACGUGUUCAGAUUUUUCUACCGAUUGUGCGUGAAAGUAGACGAGCCAACCAUCAGACAUCCAGGUCGAAUCAAAGACGUGGAACUGUACGCCAUGCCCAGCGGGCGACGGCAAGGCAUCACUCCGCUAGACGCUACUGCAUGGGAUUCCGGCCGACCACACCUGAAGGGAAUCAAGCAUUUUCAAGAACGGAUGUCUACGACAAACGGCUUUGUUCGCAAUGAUUCGGAUCCUUCAAUUUGUAUACAAAAACUUACUUAUCAACUUUAUGUUUACUUUUUUUUUCCAUUUAUCGACCUUCUCCUACCUUUUACUAAUUUACUGUCAAUUUCUCCUCUAUUUUCUCGCAUUUUAUUUUAUUUUUUCAUUUUCCUUUUCUAUUCUCUCCCUCCCUCCAUCUAUCUAUCUAUCUAUCUAUCUAUCUAUCUAUCUACCUACCUACCUACCUACCUAUCUAUCUAUCUAUCUAUCUAUCUAUCUACCUACCUACCUACCUACCUAUCUAUCUAUCUGUCAGUUUACUCCUCCAUAUCUAUCUAUCUAUCUAUCUAUCUAUCUAUCUAUCUAUCUAUCUAUUUUAGUCUUUUCAUUCAUAUCUAUCUAUCUAUCUAUCUAUCUAUCUAUCUAUCUAUCUAUCUAUCUAUAUAUAUAUAUAUAUAG
Acanthosepion pharaonis is the source of this 2400-nucleotide messenger RNA. The record is from the annotation of a GenBank genome assembly. NCBI's taxonomy places the organism in Eukaryota, Metazoa, Mollusca, Cephalopoda, Sepiida, Sepiidae.